UUGUCAUGUGAUUGCGGAAGGAGGCGGGGCUUGAAAAGUCGGACGUUGUGUCGCUGUCGGCUGUUUGUUUUGUACCAGAUCGAGAUUUAAAUCACUUUAAAGAUGUCAUCCGAGGAGUUUGAGAAGAUGCACGAAGCCUUUGGUAGUGUUUUCGAGGAACUGAGGUGUCAAUGUGAGCGCCUGCCUAGAUAUUCAGGAGAACAGAAGAGAAGAUUUCUGCGUGAAAUUGAUGAAAAAGUUGAUGAAGCAAAUGAAGUUUUGGGUGAAAUGGAAAAGGAAUUAAGGAAAGCACCACUCUCAUUCCGUAAUCAGAUGAAUACAGAAAUUCGUUCAUACAGAAAAGAUGUGAGCAAGCUGCAGCAGGAUGUUAGAAGCAAUGGAUAUGGAUUACGUACUGAUGUUAAGUACACAGAGUACAGUGCUGCAAAUGAACAAAGCAAUUACUCAUCAGCUCAGCGUGCUUUGCUUUUACAAGGUACAGACAGUCUGAACAGAGCAACUCAGAGUAUAGAUCGUUCUCAUAGAAUAGCAGCAGAGACUGAUCAGAUAGGCUCAGAUAUAAUUGAGGAACUUGGAGGGCAACGAGAGCAACUGGAACGGUCUAAAGACAGGCUAAUAAACACAGGUGAGAAUUUGAGUCGGAGUCGGAAAAUACUGCGUUCCAUGUCCAGAAGGGUUAUGACAAACAAGUUGCUACUGGGCAUUAUCAUCCUUCUGGAAGUGGUAAUUCUAGCAGCAGUCAUAUAUUUCAAGUUCUUCCACAAACAUUAACCCAAAGACAUUUGUGCAGUUUUAAUACAUUGAACUCCUACUUUAGUGCUUCCCCUAAAGCUCUCAAAUUUCCAGCUGUACAAGACAGUGUCGACAGAUAAGACUGAGGAUGUAUUGAAGUUUUUUUUAUUACUGAAUCAUUUCCAUUCAUCACAUGCUCACCCUCAUUGAUGACAUCCCUUGUGGUUUGAUGUGUCUUCAGAUGACAACGUAUCUUUGAGCACGAUGAAGAAACUUAACAAAUUAAGUUGCAUUUGAUCAGUCUCUUUAAACUUUGUUGCCAAGAACUACAUUGUAGUAAUGUGCACAAACUUUUAAUAAAGUCAUUUGAUAUUUAACAAA
Stegostoma tigrinum is the source of this 1113-nucleotide messenger RNA. RefSeq names its product vesicle transport through interaction with t-SNAREs 1B (gene vti1b). Gene Ontology annotation, molecular function: SNAP receptor activity; SNARE binding. The record is from RefSeq and is a predicted model, not a curated record. NCBI's taxonomy places the organism in Eukaryota, Metazoa, Chordata, Chondrichthyes, Orectolobiformes, Stegostomatidae. Gene Ontology annotation, biological process: intra-Golgi vesicle-mediated transport; retrograde transport, endosome to Golgi; regulation of protein localization to plasma membrane. The coding region runs from base 103 to 771 and encodes 222 amino acids. Gene Ontology annotation, cellular component: SNARE complex; Golgi apparatus; late endosome membrane. The transcript has 6 exons.